UCAGCUUCGAGUGAGAGAAGCUGGAGGAUGGAGAACGGCCAUGAGGAGAGAUUUUCCGGAGUGGGUCUCGAAGAUUCUCCUCGCUCGCCCGAAAACGAUUUCAAGAACGACGGCUUGUUACAGGUCAUCAAAGCUGUUGAAGCGGCUGAAACCACCAUCAAGCAGCAGGUUGAGGAGAAUAGCCGUUUAAAGGCUGAGCUUCAGAGAAGCACUUUGGAACUUGCUAAAUAUAAAUCAGAUGAAUCCUUGCUCCAAACAUCUAAUCUUGGAGAUCUCUCAAAUGCCACCACUGUGUCUCGCAUGGUUCACCAGCCAGUCGACUGGAAGCAGGGUGUGGUCAAAGCUUCAGAUGCUGAUUCAACUGGCAUGCUGGUUGUUCACCCGCAUGUGAACGCUAUUGGCGAAGAAGCUACUGUGAGUCCCUCUGAGGAAAACACGGCUAAUGGCAAUGACGGAGGAGCUAUACGUGGUACCGGUCCCUCUCAGUAUCAUUUUUCAUCUACAGUAUCAUCAUCUCCUAUGAGAACGCAGUUGGAAGGAGAGCAUGUCCCACAUAUCAAUUCAUCUACUCAUCGAGUUAUGCCAGCUGGUGAAGUAAUUGAUUCGGGCAAUGCAUGGAAGCAGGACCUCACUCAAAAGGUCCAGGAACACGAACAAGAAAUUUUGCAGUUGAGGAGAUAUCUUUCUGAAUGUUCUGUUAAGGAAGCUCAAAUUCGCAAUGAAAAAUAUGUUCUGGAAAAGCGAAUUGCCUACAUGCGUCUGGCAUUUGAUCAACAGCAAGAAGAUCUUGUUGACUCUGCAUCAAAAGCCCUCUCUUACAGACAAGAGAUAAUUGAGGAAAACAUACGCCUUACAUAUGCCUUAGAGGAUACACAGCAAGAGAGAUCUACAUUUGUAUCUUACUUGUUGCCUCUUCUAUCGGAGUAUUCUCUACAACCUCAGGUUUCUGAUGCACAGUCUAUUGUUAGCAAUGUGAAGGUUCUGUUUAAGCAUCUACAAGAAAAGCUCCUUCUUACUGAGACAAAGUUAAAGGAGUCAGAAUAUCAAUUAGCACCUUGGCAGUCAGAUGUGAACCACUCAAAUGAUUCCCCUUUGGUCCCUUCGCGCGCAGCUGGUGUAGCGUUAACCCACUCAACGAAGGAUUCCCUAUAUUCCCAUGAUCAAACAGCCAUAGACUGGGAUUCAAAACGCUGGCGUCAAGAUGAGCCACGUAGCUCAACUAUGGGGAACGGGUGA
This is a messenger RNA of Thlaspi arvense, 1236 nucleotides long. NCBI's taxonomy places the organism in Eukaryota, Viridiplantae, Streptophyta, Magnoliopsida, Brassicales, Brassicaceae. The record is from the annotation of a GenBank genome assembly.